Messenger RNA from Mustela lutreola (European mink), 2339 nucleotides. RefSeq names its product zinc finger AN1-type containing 5 (gene ZFAND5). NCBI's taxonomy places the organism in Eukaryota, Metazoa, Chordata, Mammalia, Carnivora, Mustelidae. The record is from RefSeq and is a predicted model, not a curated record. Bases 198 to 839 code for a protein of 213 amino acids. The transcript is spliced from 6 exons. Gene Ontology annotation, molecular function: zinc ion binding; DNA binding.
AAAGACGAACCACCUGGAGAGCUACUUAAAAAGACCGAUUCCCGAGCUCCACCCCAGAAGAAGGCAAAGCAUCGCCAGGGGAGAGGCCUGGGAAAUCUUUUAAAUCAUCACCCCGGGUGAUUUCUCGGACCGGGAAGUUUGGGAACGACUGAAAGGACCUCUCUCACGCCAUUCCAAAGGCGGCUCGUCAGAAAAAUAUGGCUCAGGAGACUAACCAGACUCCAGGGCCCAUGCUGUGUAGUACAGGAUGUGGCUUUUAUGGGAAUCCUAGGACAAAUGGAAUGUGUUCCGUUUGCUACAAAGAACAUCUUCAGAGGCAGCAGAAUAGUGGCAGAAUGAGCCCAAUGGGAACAGCUAGUGGUUCCAACAGUCCUACCUCAGAUUCUGCAUCUGUACAGAGAGCAGACACUAGUUUAAACAACUGUGAAGGUGCUGCUGGCAGCACAUCUGAAAAAUCAAGAAAUGUGCCUGUGGCUGCCUUGCCUGUAACUCAGCAAAUGACAGAAAUGAGCAUUUCGAGAGAGGACAAAAUAACUACCCCGAAAACAGAGGUGUCAGAGCCAGUUGUCACUCAGCCCAGUCCAUCAGUUUCUCAGCCCAGUACUUCUCAAGGUGAAGAAAAAGCUCCUGAGUUGCCCAAACCAAAGAAGAACAGAUGUUUUAUGUGCAGAAAGAAAGUUGGCCUUACAGGGUUUGACUGCCGAUGUGGAAAUUUGUUUUGUGGACUUCACCGUUAUUCUGACAAGCACAACUGUCCUUAUGAUUACAAAGCAGAAGCUGCAGCAAAAAUCAGAAAAGAGAAUCCAGUUGUUGUGGCUGAAAAAAUCCAGAGAAUAUAAAUGACUACUUGUGAAGAGACUGAAACUUUGUUUUUAUUUUAAUAUAUCGUAGGAAAACAUUAAAGAGCAGAUGCAUGGCCAUUUUCCUUUGAUGUUCUCCAGAGUUUUACUUUACACUUGUCUGUCUUAUAAUUGAAAUUUUAGGAUGUUUGGGUGUUUGUUACAGGCAGAAAUGGAUAGAUACAGCCCUACAAAAUGUAUAUGCCCUCCCCUGAAUAAAAUUGGAUGGAAAUCUGCACAGCAAAUUGAAAAUACACAGAUAGGGACAAAAUUUAGUUCCCAUGUGCCAAACAGAAUACAUGAAAUCUCUGCAUGUUUGCAGCAUAUCUGCCUUUUGGGAAUGUAAUCAAGGUAUAAUCUUCGGCUAGUGUUAUGUGCCUGUAUUUUUUUAAAAAAUGGUACACCAGAAAAGGACUGGCAGUCUACUUCUACCAUAGUUAAACUUCACCCUGUUAAUUUCCACAACAUGUUCUUUGGAAGCAGGAGGAAAACUAUAAAGAGGAUCAGACCUUUCCAUGAAACCAGUAUUUGGUGCCAUAUGUAGACCUGGUUAAUUUGUCUUCUAAAAGCUGUCAAAUAAGACAUUCUGUGAAAGGUAAACAUCGCAACUGGUUAUCAUGAGUAAAGCCAUCAGGCCCACAAGGUCUUGAGCGAUCUUUGAAGCUUAUUGUGCUAGCCUGCACCAGAAGAUGUCUGCAUUACUCUCAUUGCUAAAAAUGUUGUGUAGCACAGAACUGCACUGGGAUUAAUUUGUUUACAAGAAGAAAUUAAAACUACAUUUGGUUUUUACAUACAGCAGCUCUAUUGAAUAACAUGCAUCUGAAUUUUAAGUUGCAAAGGUAUCUGAAAAGUUAAUUUUUCAUGUGCAUCUUUUGUUGAAUGUUUUGGUUCAAGAAAGAAUGUUUAAAGCUUUUUUAAAGACUUCAGUUCUUAAAUGUAACUGUACCCUUCUGCAUGGAGAACCCUAACCAACACGGCUGCAGUAGACUUCUUAGUGGUAUCCAGCACCACGUGCAGAGGGCCGCUUUAUCAUAUUAAUUGUACUUGGGUGUAGGACUCUAGUGUUCUUGGGUGUAUUGCAUGGGCUGCAUUAUCUACAGCAUUGUACAAUAACAACUAGAAGAGGCAGUAUACUUCACUGAUGCUUGUCUGGUAAUAUCACUUCUGUGUUAUAAUGGAAGGUUUUUGUGAUGUAUGAAACUUGUGUUUUUUAUAUAUAAAUGAGUAUAGUUAGAUUAGUAUUGUGGUAAUGCCUGUUUUCAUCUGUAAAUAGUUAAGUAUGUACACGAGGCACUACUUCUGAUUUAUUGCAGUGUUCGGUCCUAGUUUUUACUUUAAUUAAAGCAUUCGAUUUUGCUUUCAAUUUUAUGUACCUUAGUUCUGAGUUAGAUCUGCAGAUGUGUACAGAUAGUUCAUAUUUAUGUAUUGCACAUAAUCAUGCUAUUCAGCAUUGAUGCUAUAUUGUAUUAUGUAAAUAAUAAAAGCCAUGUACAGAGGGAA